AUGAAAAGUGAUGAUCAAGUGGACAUGAUUAAAUUCAAUUAUGUAUGGACUACGCGAGUGUUUGUACGCAAUUUAAGCCCUACAGAAACAGUUAUUUUGCAAGUAUCACCUAAAUUUGCGACGGUCUACGAUGGACUUUCUUUUCAGUGGUCUCUUAAAAUGCAUGGUAGUACCUAUCUGAAAGCGUUAAACGAAGAGUUAGAUACGUUAAGUUACGAUGAAGCAGAUCGAGUCUACAAUGCUAUAGCUUUAUCGUUAUACUUCAACGACGGACCAGUUCCAGUUGUUGAUUUGUGCGCUACAGUAAAUGUGGUCAAUGAAAGAUGCAACAGCGAUGAUGAAUUUUCGAAGAACUUCAUUAAUGAUGGUAAAUCUAUCACUAUGCAACGAGGACGAGAAACGGAGCUAUCAGUCAGCGAUCGUGCUUCUUUUUCACAAUAUAUAAAGGCGAAUAUCGGUCGUGUUGUUCGUUUCGCGUUGUUUUUGGAUAUGCCAGCAAAACUGUUUAAUCCAGAAUCCUAUUUGAAUACUCACACACCUACGCCAUAUAUUUCAUUUUUAACUGCAAAUUAUCGCGCAAGAGCAUCAUCGAAAGUUUUUCGAAGAAAGUCUCGGAAGUACGCUAUUCCAUCAAUUCUUUGCCAAAAAUUAUUUAGUCAAACAAGAUCGAAUCAAAAUCGAAUCUGUAAAUUUUCUAGCUGUAAAACAGAAAUUUUUAUGCAAAAUAAGAAAUUAAAUUGGUCGAAAAGCUUGCCGAAUGAUUCAGAUCAUAAUGGAACUAUUUCAGAAAGCCAAAAGAAUGAUUAUAUUGCUAUUUUCAAUAGAGUAAUGGAGCAAGAACGUGAGCAAUUGGAGCAAUAUAGGGAAUGUGAGAAUCAUGAAGAAAUGAAGCAUGAGAAUGAAUGUGAAUGUGAUGAAUUAGGAAUUGGUCUUCAUGCUGGACUUGCAAAUUCCCAUUUAUUCAAAAAACUGUUAAUAGCAUGUUGUGAAGGUUGUGAAAAGCGAGCUUCAUUAACGAUUUCAGAAAAGGAAGAAUCUGAUGAUUCGGAUGAUGAAAAUGCUUUCGAAUGUGCUGAGGAAAAUAAGGAAAAGAUUCAUGAUUUAUUAGCUAAUAUGUAUUUUAAUAAAAUCGUAUUGCCUGAGAUGGAAUUUGUCGAAGAUUUUGCGGAUUUCCUUAUCGAUGCCGAACUUAACGAUUUACCCGUUCUUAAACGAGCGUGUGAAAGAUAUCUAUGUGGCGAACUUAAUAACAAAAAGGACCUUAUAACUUCACUACUACUCGAUUUGUUAUUUCUUGCUAUUGUUUUCAAUUUACCAGUAAUGAAAUCGAUGACAUUGGCAGAACUCUCAUCACGAACCGACGAAUUAGUGAAUGUUGAAGAACUUUUGAAACAAGAUGAAUACAGGUAA
Dracunculus medinensis (Guinea worm) is the source of this 1410-nucleotide messenger RNA. The record is from the annotation of a GenBank genome assembly. NCBI's taxonomy places the organism in Eukaryota, Metazoa, Nematoda, Chromadorea, Rhabditida, Dracunculidae.